This is a messenger RNA of Mus caroli (Ryukyu mouse), 1883 nucleotides long. It is a transcript of the gene Nthl1, whose product is annotated as nth like DNA glycosylase 1. Gene Ontology annotation, cellular component: nucleus. Gene Ontology annotation, molecular function: 4 iron, 4 sulfur cluster binding; DNA-(apurinic or apyrimidinic site) endonuclease activity; DNA binding. Lineage: Eukaryota; Metazoa; Chordata; Mammalia; Rodentia; Muridae. Gene Ontology annotation, biological process: nucleotide-excision repair; base-excision repair; base-excision repair, AP site formation. The record is from RefSeq and is a predicted model, not a curated record.
GCAGGCGUUUUGGAGGAAAGGAGGAACGUGGAACUUUGGCUCCAGGCUUGCGUCCCGGGCCGCCGCAUCUUACUUAAACUCUAGGCGCCGCGGAGUAAGCAGCUGCCUUGAAUCUUGAAUUCAAGCCACGCUUGAAUCUCACGUGGCCCCACUUCUAGCUUCUUCCAAGGGACUGGGACCCGCAGGGUCUGCAGGGGUCCGUAAGACUGGGUUCUGGAUGUGUUCAUCCACCCUUGUCGCCAGUGAAAAGUUUUAGUCCAACCAGCCUAGCUUAGGACAUUUACUUGCUCCAGGCUGUCCGUGGGACACAGCUCUGUUCUCAGAGCUGCCUCCCUCUCUUGUAGGGCCAGGCUGUGUGCCAAGAACACACCCAGCUAGAAGUCUUCUCUCCCAGCUGGACGGUGGUUCUGAAAGAAAACAGGCCCAGAGAGAAAACAGGAAAGGGCAUGGCACUCAUUGUAUUUGUCCUGUAGCCACUAAGGACCUACUAUGUGCCAACUAGUAGUACUCAGGGAGUAAUUAUCUGCACGUCCCCGCCUGGGACUUAGACAUAAGUGGCUAGAGCAGGAGUGUGCAUAGGCAGCAAUGGUCUCCCAGAAUCGGUUCAGUAGUGGAGAUCCGCUGGGAUCCAGACUGAGGCUUGGCAAGGGCCAAGUGCCACAGAAAGUGUUGAUGCUGUUAAGGCAGCAAAUGCUUUAGAGUAGUAGAGUUUGGAGCUCAUCCUGAAUGCAACGAUUUCUGAAAGGGGAGUUGCACUGUCCAGUUUGGGUGUGAAGAAAGAAGUUCUCUUGAAUGUAACUCAAAGGACUUGGGACAAAGGAGAGAGGUUAUAUUAUCCUAGAGGCUGUUACUAGUGUCGGUGUGCUAACAGGCACUUUGUCAGACUGUCAUGUACUGUCGUGACAAGGGCAGAGCCCAGCACUUCUGUACACAGCGUGGUAGAUAAUGGACAGUUGCACAAACAAGUGUGGGGGAUAUGGAUUGGCAGAAGGAAGAAAAAGCCACAGGUCUGUGAGACAUCCACGGAAAACACAGAAAAUGCAUGUGGCCUAUGAAGCGGCUAAUGGUGAGGAAGGUGAAGAUGCUGAGCCUCUCAAAGUGCCCAUUUGGGAGCCCCAGAACUGGCAGCAGCAACUGGCCAACAUCCGUAUCAUGAGAAGCAAGAAGGAUGCACCUGUGGACCAGCUAGGCGCCGAGCACUGCUAUGAUGCAAGUGCCCCCCCGAAGGUGAGGAGAUACCAGGUACUCCUGUCGCUGAUGCUCUCCAGCCAGACCAAAGACCAGGUCACAGCCGGUGCCAUGCAACGGCUCCGGGCCCGGGGCUUGACUGUGGAAAGCAUCCUGCAGACCGAUGAUGACACACUAGGCAGACUCAUCUACCCUGUGGGCUUCUGGAGGAACAAGGUAAAAUACAUCAGGCAGACAACAGCCAUCCUGCAGCAGCGCUACGACGGGGAUAUCCCUGCUUCCGUGCCUGAGCUGGUAGCCUUGCCAGGUGUUGGGCCCAAGAUGGCACACUUGGCUAUGGCUGUGGCCUGGGGGACCAUAUCAGGCAUAGCAGUGGACACACAUGUGCACAGAAUAGCCAACAGACUGAGGUGGACCAAGAAGAUGACCAAGACUCCAGAAGAGACACGCAAGAACUUGGAAGAGUGGCUACCCAGGGUGCUGUGGAGUGAGGUCAAUGGACUACUGGUAGGCUUCGGCCAACAGAUCUGUCUUCCUGUCCAUCCUAGAUGUCAGGCUUGCCUCAACAAGGCCCUGUGCCCUGCUGCCCAGGACCUCUAAGGGUCAUAGGGCUCCCUCUGGCUAGUGUCUGUGAGGUGCCUUUGUGGGGCAGGGUGAUAAACUUUGAGGGGUGUUUGCAAUAAACCUGGGAAGUU